GGCUCGCCCCACCCCGGCGGGGCUCCUACCUGGCUUCCUCGGCCGCGCGCCCACCCCGCCCCUCCGCCCCGGGCCGGCAAGAAGAGCAGGUCGGGGAGGGGCGCGUCGGGUGACGGAACAGAAGCUGGGGAGCCGCAGCCCUUCCCGCCUCCGCCUCGGCCCCGCGGCCGCUCGGGAGGGAGCCGAGGACUCGGAACUCGCGCGCGCCGCGGCCCCGGCCGGAGCCACCGCCUCGGUCCCGCCCCAGCCUCCGCCUCCGCCUCCGCCCGCCGGGGACGCCGGGGAACCCUCGGGGCCCAGGGACAGCGGGAGAGACCCCGCCCCGGCCUAUCGCGGCCGCCAGGCCUGGUCACGCGCAGAGCCGCGCCGCGGGAUCGGGGCCAGCGCCGGGCGGAGGCGGGACGGGGACGAGGCGGAGGGUAGAAACCGCGCGGCCGGGCCGGGGCGCGCCGAGCCGAACGCAGCCACGCGGCGCCAGCGAGGCGGCCGGACCCGCAGCCCCGAUGCUGCUGACGCUGGCCUGGGGCGCGCUCUUCUUCCCGGGGCUCUUCGCGCUCUGCACCUGGGCGCUGCGCCGCUCCCGGCCUGGAUGGAGCCGCACCGACUGCGUGAUGAUCAGCACCAGGUACCGGCGCCGCCGAGACGCCCCCGAGGCCCGGGCCUCUGCCCACCCCGCCCCACCCGGCUGCGGGGCCCAGGGCGGAAAAGGGGGGCGGCAGGAAGCCGGGGGGCUGCUCCCUCCGGGGCGCGGCGGCCCGAGCUUUCCGAAGCCCCUCCGCGUCCCCCGCUGGCGGGAGCGGGGCCGAGCGGGCGGGAGUGGCCGGCUGGUUUCCUCGGUGCACGCCGUGCUGGCCACCGGCUCGGGGAUCGUCAUCAUUCGCUCCUGCGACGACGUGAUCACCGACAGGCACUGGCUUGCCCGGGAGUAUGUGUGGUUUCUGAUUCCAUACAUGAUCUAUGACUCAUACGCCAUGUACCUCUGUGAUUGGUGCCGAACCAGAGACCAGAACCGUGGACCCUCCCUCACGCUUCGAAACUUCCUAAGUCGAAACCGCCUCAUGAUCACACAUCAUGCGGUCAUUCUUUUUGUCCUUGUGCCAGUCGCACAGAGCCUUCGGGGAGACCUUGGGGAUUUCUUUGUUGGCUGCAUCUUCAUGGCAGAACUGAGCACUCCAUUUGUGUCACUGGGCAGGGUUCUGAUUCAGCUAAAGCAGCAGCACACCCUUCUGUACAAGGUGAAUGGAAUCCUCACACUGGCCACCUUCUUUUGCUGUCGGAUCCUUCUCUUCCCCUUCAUGUACUGGUCCUAUGGCCGCCAGCAGGGACUAAGCCUGCUCCAAGUACCCUUCAGCAUCCCCUUCUACUGCAACAUAGCCAAUGCCUUCCUCGUAGCUCCUCAGCUCUACUGGUUCUGUCUGCUGUGCAGGAAGGCAGUCCGGCUCUUUGACACUCCCCAAGCCAAAAAGGAUGGCUAAAUGCUCCUGGGAGUCAGGCGCAGCCUCACACCAGCUGUCUCCUCCACUCAGCAUUCCAUGGACUGAAUUGUGCCCUGGGUGGCCUCAGCCUUUUGGGUAUUGAUAAGCAGAUGGAUUUGAGUUUUUCUAAAGAAUAUUCGUAUUACCUCCUUCUUCUAACUUGCCCUAUUUGCAAAAGCACUUUUGUAGUAACAACUAUUGGGUCCUGUCAGACCUCCACGGACAGCAAAGUGGUUUUAAUGCAAGCCCAAGGAUCCUUUGGGUCUUAUCUCAAGAGUUCUGGGAGGUGGAAGCAUGGGGUGUGAUCGGUGGACCAGGGUGAUAAGUGUCUGCGCAUCUGCCUGUCCCUAUAUCGGCAGCUACCUACCUUUCCAACCACUCAGGGCAGUACCCACGGCACUGGGCCCGCAGAAGCAAGGGAUGACUUGGUUCUUGGAAGUAAUGUCUUCUUGUGACAUUGGCCUGGGACAAUCACUGUGGGUAGGUAGUUUUUGAUCGUUUACUAGAUAACCCAUUGGUUCUUUGCGUCAUCCUGUCAUCCAUGGGUCAGAGUUGAAUUCUUACAUCUACCGACUUCCAAUCAGAAGUCUCACUGGUGGGGCUGGGGGUGGGGGCUGGGGGUGGGGGCAGGCAGGAGGCAAGGAUGGGAACCUGAUUAGGUAGUGUGGCCAAGAGGCCAGCACAACCUUUGCAGGCUGACUUGGUAAGUCUGACAGUGUCAAACUUGUGAGCUUACUGCUGUCAGUCACAGAUACUGUUCUUUUUAACACACCCCUUCAUGCCCAGUUUUCCCCAUAUCCACAUGCAGAGGACGUGCUCAUAAAAACUACAGCAACAACAUGAAAUGAAGGCUUUGGUAGCUGUUUACUGGGUAACCCCACUCUAUGACACUGUCCUUUUCAUGUGAUGUGGAAACCAACUUCUGUACUCCAAACCACAAAAUGUGUCAUCCAGACUGCAGAGUACCGGAGUACUCAGCCUCCUGAUACGCCAGAGCUUGUGGUCCAAGGCCCAUUCCUGUGUGAGCGUCCUGCCAUUUAGCCACAGAAGGCUGCAGAGCGAGGGGGCAGCCAGCCUGGCCAGAGGCUGUCCUGUGGACCAACACCUGCGCCCCCUUCUGCAAGCAGGAUUUUCUGGUGCCAACACUCAUCAUUCCCUAUCAACUAGUAUGGGUUUGAGACUGUGCUACCAUGUGUUCUCAAGUGGUAGUUUAAAAAGUGGAUUUUUAAAGUGCCUUUUAAUUAAUUGUGAACGUCUAAAGGACUGAAUGAUCUGUCUCAUUUUGACUGUUUAGUCUUUAAUGGGUGCCAUUUAAAGAACAAAAUGCUUACUUUUUAAUUGUCUUUUUUUGUUUUUUAAACUAUCAGUGUAUCUUUAAAAGUCACCCUUAUGGUGAUUAAAUUGCACUAACAUUCCCAA
This is a messenger RNA of Piliocolobus tephrosceles (Ugandan red Colobus), 2894 nucleotides long. RefSeq names its product TLC domain containing 3A (gene TLCD3A). The coding region runs from base 504 to 1475 and encodes 323 amino acids. Gene Ontology annotation, cellular component: membrane; endoplasmic reticulum. Gene Ontology annotation, biological process: lipid homeostasis. The record is from RefSeq and is a predicted model, not a curated record. Lineage: Eukaryota; Metazoa; Chordata; Mammalia; Primates; Cercopithecidae. The transcript is spliced from 5 exons.